Molecule: messenger RNA, 664 nt
Organism: Ostrea edulis (European flat oyster)
Lineage: Eukaryota; Metazoa; Mollusca; Bivalvia; Ostreida; Ostreidae
Exons: 4
Coding region: 115-606 (163 amino acids)
Source: RefSeq, a predicted model, not a curated record
CUUCGUGGGUAUUUAGAAGAAACGUAAGAAUAAUUUCGGAAUAUCCUCGGUUGUGUUAACUCAGCAUUUCCGAAUGUCGUAGUGGUGGCCAUAUUCCUCACCUUGAACACAACCAUGGUGCACCCGGAGAGAUAUUUGUUGCAGCAAACUGUUGCCAAAAGAAUUGGCAGACUAUUUAGUCUGAAUAAUUAUCCAUAUGUUAUGUCAUUUCUCCGACCGCCUCCAACCCCUCCAAAAAGAUAUGAUUUCCUACCUAAAGAGUUCAAAGAAGACCAAUUUUUGGACAAAGGUCUACCAAUGCAAGAUGUAGCUGAGGAAACUACAGAUGGUUUCAUGCCUGACCAGGCCUUCUCCAAGUAUGGGAGAUUCCGUUAUCAUUUCAAUCAGUACUCAGCACGGGGGCUGUGGCAUGUGGGUUUAUUUUUCAUUUUUGGAUGGGGAACCAUUUUCUAUCUAGCUAAACGAAAGUUUGGAAAAGUAGUGGACAAAGCGAACGAGAGGAACAAGAAAGUGAACGACGCUUUAAAGAGGCAGAAAGCAAUGGACUUAGCAGCUGAGCAGGAGAGAGCCAAGAAAAUCUUGGCUGAGAGAUCACUAACUCUGUAGACUAUUGAAAUUACUUAUACCAUCUCGUGUUGUUUUUGGAAUAAAUUUUCGAAAUACA